Messenger RNA from Purpureocillium lilacinum, 1275 nucleotides. RefSeq lists its product as uncharacterized. Lineage: Eukaryota; Fungi; Ascomycota; Sordariomycetes; Hypocreales; Ophiocordycipitaceae. The record is from RefSeq and is a predicted model, not a curated record.
AUGUCUUUUGGCUACUCCGUCGGCGAUGUCAUUACCGGCGCCAACCUCACGUACAAGCUCAUACGGAUCAUGGCCGGCACAAAGGGCGCGUCGGACGAGUACCUCGAGGCAAUGUCCGAGCUGUCAGCAAUGCAACAAGCCUUCCUGCAAGUCGAUCAGAUCCGAGCGCAUAAAGUGCUGCCUCCGGCAACGGUCAAUGCAUUCUCCUUCAUCGUCGCUUCCUCAAUAGACCUCAUCGCCAGCUUUCUCGAAAAGAGCAAGGGAUACCAGCGCCGUCUCGAAAAUCCCAAAGACUCUGCUUUCCAAAGUUCUUGGUACAAGGUGGGAUGGACGCUCUACAAGUCUCACGAGCUUCGCCAGCUGCGCGAUGCGCUGCACACGAGACUGGCUUCAAUCCAGAUGCUCCUGUCCGCCUCACCUUACUGCACGCCCCUGCCGUCAUCGCUCGCCCAAUAUCGGGUAGAGGAUCAAGGCGCUCGCCCUUCUUCUACAACUACAUCGACUGCGAUACCCAGUGUCGAAGAGGAGAGCAUCGAUGGCGAGCGCGCAUCCGUGACAGAGGCCGAAGGGAACAACCGUCACCGUGACCAGUCAAUAAAGACAGAAGGCGGCCCUGCGUCCCAGGAUCCAAAGAGAAAGAACUUGAACACGAACAACGAUCGCCACUUUAUCCACUUCAAGGACGCAGUUGGGAGAAAGUUCACGUUCCCGUGGGAAUAUUGCAGAACCUGGGCUGGUAUGGAGGACCUAAUCAAGCAAGCCUUCAUGCACGUCGAUGUUUUAGGGCCUCAUGUCCAUCAAGGUCAUUAUGACCUGAUGGUAGAUGGAACAAUCAUCCUGCCAACGCUUUGGGAGAAGGUGAUGGAGCCGGACUCGGACGUUGUCAUGACGAUGUGGCCCAUUGAGCAGAAGAGGCCCCCGAAGGCCGGGCUAAAACCGCCAUCUCUUCCCGCAUGGUUCUCUGGCGGUUCGAGAGCAGACCGCAGUAAGAAAGAGCGGAGCCGGGCGGGCAUGCCGGUGGCGAUGGAGGUCCCUGCAAGACCCAUGGGAGCGCGCUGGCCAGACGGAAAGAAGAAGAGCAGCACGAGGCGUCGCAGCACGAUCAGCUCCGAAAAUGACCUCGACACGGACCCUGAUACUGCUACAACAAGCGACUGGGCCGACGACGAACCGGUCACUGGCGAGGUGAAUCCUUUCGCGGCUACCGUUGAAGACUGCGAGUCGGUUGAUGAGCCUGAGGGAAAGCAGUUGGACCAUGAGCGAGUAGGUGAAUAG